Messenger RNA from Durusdinium trenchii, 969 nucleotides. The record is from the annotation of a GenBank genome assembly. Lineage: Eukaryota; Dinophyceae; Suessiales; Symbiodiniaceae.
AUGCCAUUUGUGGCGCGAUUUAUUCUUGCGCUGAUCGUGCCAGCCUGCUGUGGAUCUCUUUGCAACCUCUCAGAGAGUGACGCGAAAGGUUUGGUGCAGAUUCAUGCCCAAAGGCUGGUGGAUGACCCGUACUCGCGACAGUACGAUCGGUUGCAUCGACGCCAUCGUCGACAACACCGUCGGCAAGAUCGGAGGUAUGGACGACGGACAACGACCACCACGAGCACUUUGUUGCCGGAUGUGAUCAAUCUUUUGAAGGCAUUGGAGACCUCACGAGAAGCACUUGAAGCGACCUUCUCGGCCCUGGCUGAUAGCCUGACUGGCCGCGAUGCAAGAUUGGUCAGGGACCUCUCCGACAAAUGGUUCAGCAUGUCAGGCAGCACGUCGCUGGCAACGGAUUUUGUCAUCAACUACGCGGCCAAUGACACUUACAAUAACAACAAAGCGGGCUUAGUGGAUGCGUUGAACACCAUUGUCGCUUCCUUGUCUGGGUCCGUGUCUCUUCUUCAAAGCCGGGCCUCUGCUGUGAGCGACAACCUUGCAGACAGUUGUAGCUACCUUGCAUCUUAUGCGGUUCCUGUGUUUGGAGAGGGCAAUCUCUAUGAGAUGCUGACAGAGCUGCAAGCUGUUUGUGGCGACCCCAACGUGGCUGCAGCCUUGCCUGCCGCGGCAGAGCCCAACGCUGCUGCUUUGAUUGAAGGAGUGGAGGAUUUGGUGGCUGUGUCUACAAGCUUGGGCUCGCCGUGCACUCUUGACCCGGGUGUCAACUGGGCAGCUGAUUUGGUGGCUGUGUCUACAAGCUUGGGCUCGCCGUGCACUCUUGACCCGGGUGUCAACUGGGCAGCUGCCCCUAUGUGGCGGGAGGGCACGUGCUUCCCUUAUGGUGGAGCGCCGGGCAACACCGCAUGUUCUGCCACAUCCACAUUCAAUAAGGGCCGCCUCGAUUUGCUCAAAAGGCUUUCGCGUUGA